Molecule: messenger RNA, 1317 nt
Organism: Phymastichus coffea
Lineage: Eukaryota; Metazoa; Arthropoda; Insecta; Hymenoptera; Eulophidae
Exons: 1
Coding region: 1-1317 (438 amino acids)
Source: RefSeq, a predicted model, not a curated record
AUGGGGAAACCAAAAACAAAACGUACUCCAGAGGAACAGCAAGAUUAUCAAGCUCAAAGACGUUUAAGAAAUGCCGAAUGCCAGCGAAUUAGACGUCAAGUUGCACGUAAUCUUUUAAAUGAUGAACGUAGAAAUGCUACAAUUGGACAAGAUUAUUUAGGAAAAAUGGAUGUUUUGUGUAAGCAUUGUAAAGCGAAACAUUUCAAAUUAGAAAAAGUUGAUAAAAAAGGUUUAUCUUUCAAUGAUUGUUGUUCGCAUGGAGCAGUAACUUUAGACACUACCUCUGACUUUCCUCAAGAAUUAUUGUCUUUAUUUGAUGGAACUCAUGCAAAUUCGAAUGAUUUUUUUGAUAAUAUUCGUUAUUAUAAUAAUUCGCUUUCGUUUGCUUCUUUUAAUGCCAAUUUAGUCAACUUUCAACAGCGCCGUCCAGGGCCAUAUUGUUUUAAAAUUCAUGGACAGAUAUAUUAUCAAAUCAAUACAGCAUUAUACCCUUGCGUAAAUGAAAACCCUGCUUAUGGUCAGCUUUUCUUCGUUGAUCAAGAAGAAGCCCUUAAUGUUCGAUUGUCACAAAACCCUCAUCUUAGACAAGAAACACUUUUAACGUUAGACAGAAUAAUACGAGAAAACAAUCUCUUUGCACAGUCAUACGCAAUGAUGAAACAAGAAAUAAACGAUCAGAGAUCACGAAUGAAUGACGAAGAAGAACUUAAAUUGCAAUUAUUAUUUACCUUGAAAUCAGGAACUGAUCGACGACGAUUUAAUUUUCAACGAACAAACGAGGUUGCUGAUAUAUUUUCAACAACAGCCGAUGGUGAAAUUCCAGAGUCGUAUGUUACUAUUAGAAAUAAAAAUACAAAAGUAUUGCAUAAUGUUAGCACUAUGGAUCCGAACGUGGAGCCAUGGAUAUACCCAUUGUUUCAUCCUUAUGGAUCGCAAGGAUGGCAUAAAAAUUUACAACGUAUCAAGGUAAAUGAUAAUGACCCAAGUAGACGAGUAACACGAAUGGCCUAUAUUAGAUAUAAAAUAGCUAUAAGACCAGAUGAAUUUAAUGCUAUUUUAUUAGGUCGUCGAUUGUUUCAACAAUGGAUUGUAGAUUCUUAUGUUAAAAUUGAAAAGGAUAGAAUUCAAUGGUGUAAAGAUCAUCAAAGAGAAUUAAAAGCAGAUACAUACCAAGGAUUACAUGAUUAUUUGCAAAAUUCUGCAAAUGAUAUCGGUGGCCAAAUAGGAAAAACUGUUAUUUGUUAUACCAUCAACUUUCUUGGGUUCACCACGUCACAUGCAACAAAGUUAUCAAGAUGCAAUGGCUUUGGUUGGUAA